CGCAGAUAGACCGCACAGGAAACACGGAAGAUCCAGGUCAGGAGAUCCGCCACCGACAACACCCCGCUGUGUAAUCUCAUCUGAAACUCGUUUUUUUAUGAAGUACAGUCAGAUCUGGUGUUUGAACUUCGAUCCGGACGAUGGCUGCCGUGUCGCCUCUGCUCUUGUAGCCGAGCUGCUGCAGCCUCAUUGACAAACUGAAAACAAACCGAAGAUGCCAGCUCGUAACGUUGUUUCUAACGGGGUACCUAACAGCAAGGUUAGGUACUCCAGGUUAGCCACUGAUGAUGACGGCUACAUCGAUUUACAGUUCAAAAGGAGCCCACCCAAAGUCCCAUACAAAGCCAUCGCACUAGCUACAGUCCUCUUCAUAAUCGGCUCUCUGUUAAUCAUCAUUGGCGCCCUUCUCCUGGCUGGAUACUUUGGAGUCACUCACUCUGAUCGUACCAUGCCUGUCCUCAUCAUUGGGAUCCUUGUCUUCCUGCCAGGAAUCUACCACCUACGGAUAGCCUACUAUGCUUCAAAGGGCUACCCAGGCUACUCCUAUGAUGAUAUCCCAGACUUUGAUGAUUAAUAAACAUCACAGCUUGAAGCACAGCCUUUCUGUGCUUACAUGCACUCAUAUGAGGUAUUGCUUGUGCUGAUUAAAGCAGUGAUGGAAAAAUGAGAUUCUGUAAAUUACCUGCAUUGCAAUUUGAAGGAUAGUGAUGUUAUUCUCAUAGGUUUUAUGUCUACAUAGGUAGUUAAUGCCAGCCUGCUGUUAAGAAGCCAAAACACUAUCAGAUAUUCUUUGAUAUGUAUAUGUGUUUUAUUAGCUCAGUAAAUUAAUAAAACUGUAAUUUCAUGAA
Molecule: messenger RNA, 848 nt
Organism: Thunnus maccoyii (southern bluefin tuna)
Lineage: Eukaryota; Metazoa; Chordata; Actinopteri; Scombriformes; Scombridae
Gene: tmem230b
Product: transmembrane protein 230b
Exons: 3
Coding region: 215-574 (119 amino acids)
Biological process (GO): synaptic vesicle transport
Cellular component (GO): synaptic vesicle; endomembrane system
Source: RefSeq, a predicted model, not a curated record